AUGUCAAACCUAAUAUUAUCUACAUCUGAUAUUUUAAUUAGCUGUGAAAAAGAUUUCAACUGUUUCAAGUUUCAAUUGUUACUAUAUCAAUGUGUUUUCAGAAAGUAUUACACUGCUGUUUCAGCAAAAUCAACCACAUUUUGUUCGAUCAAUGUUUUUAACUCAACGUUUCACGGAGGUACAUCCAGUUCAUCAAUUGUGACUAGUUGUCGCAAUCUCACUGCGCAACUCGUAGGAAAUACGUUUCUAACAAGUCCGGUAACUCUUCGGACAUUUGCUGAUAGCAAACACGUACGUUGGCAAUUUACUGAGGUCUUUGUUUCCCGGUGUGACUUUUAUGGACAACAAAAACAAAAAUGCAACGCCCUGUUUUCAAUGUCUUCUUCUUCGGCCGUUGUGAACGUUACUGUCGAGUUAUCUGUAUUUAGAGAUCAAAUGGGGGACUGUCAAGGUUCACGGGUAUCAACGCUAGACAUUCACGGAGCCGAAUUUAGAAAGCGAAGGCAAACGAUCAUAAAUUUAAACAAACUUACCUUUGAAAACAACUACUGCACGGGAGCGAUAGUUCGUCUUAUCCCAGUGUAUAUAAGGGGCACAGUAUUCAAAGUUGGCAUCAAGAAUUCCGUAUUCAAAAAUACUACAUCAGCUUUGUACAUACUAUUUAAGGGACAAAACAGCAGACUAAAAGGUCCUAAUUUGGUUCUCAGUAAUAACACUUUUCUAAAAGGAUAUAUAACACCCCCAAGUUAUUGGCCUUUUAUUCGACUCGGAAAUGGAAAAUACCUCAUUUCUCAAUGUAAUUUCGUUGACAAUACUGGGGGUUCUAACCCGUACGAUGCUGUGAUAUUUGUGCGGUCUGACAAACCCGUAGUUGUGAUAUUUGAGGACUGCUAUUUUGAAAACUCUCAAGCAAGCUCGUCAUCAACUCAGAUAUUUGCAGAGAAUAUGCACAAGGUUUUCUUUUAUAGCAACAAUACAAUAAAUGUGACACGUUUGAAUAAAGAGCGCAGUAUUAUAACAUUUACGGCAAACAGACCCAUUGGUGGUGCAAGGAAUCUUCGGUUACGUGGAGACUUAAAGGUUUUAUGCCCGGUUGGGUAUGUCGUAGCAUCUAGUAACAAAUAUUGCCAAGAGGCUACAAAUAAGAAAUAUAUAGAAUGUGCUUACUUUUCCGUAACAUGCAUAUUAUGCCCCAGAAACACGUACUCUAUUACAGGAGCAGUGCUUCAUAACAAUAUUACAAAUCAAAUCCAGUGUCAUGAUUGUGUUAAUGGUGGACAAUGUAUUGAAGGAAUAUUGACAGCCAAACCCAACUUCUGGGGUUACAAAAUGAACCAAUCAGUUCGUUUUCUUCAAUGUCCUCGUGAUUAUUGCUGCGACGCGAAUCAUUGCAAAUCAUAUAACAAUUGUCAUGGAAACAGGACUGGAACAAUGUGUGGCAAAUGUCCUCAAAGCAUGUCGGAAUCAUUGUUCUCAACCGAGUGCUUACCAAAUGACGAAUGUGCCAGGGAUGCAGCUUGGCCUCUGGCGUUUUGCUUUUGCGCAGCAUAUCUAGUGUUCUUUUUAUAUCAUGAAGAAAUAGUAAACUUAAUCAAGAAACUUGCGUUUCUUCCAAGACGAAGAGACGAAAAUCUACACCACAGUGAACCCAACCAUAACCGUUCAUCGAAAGGCAGUGGAAUGCUAAAAAUAUUAUUUUAUUACUAUCAAGUCGUCCAUUUCUUCAGGAAUUCUGUUGGUUCGCAUCAGCACGAAACAUUCGUUGAUACAUUAGAAUAUGUGGUUGGCAAAGUGUUUAAUUUCAUUGUUGUUGGCCUUUCUUCUUUAGAAUGUCCUUUUCCUAAUCUUCAUCCUGUUAAUAAACAGGUGAUUUUGCAUUCUGUAGGUUAUGCAUUAGUGGGACUCCUUGGUGUUCUUUAUAUCUUUACCACAUCCAUAUUUCUUCUUAAACGUUCAAGACGACCUCAAAGUCGGGCAAUAGAACAAAAUAUUAGUGCGCCCACAAUGAACCAACAACCAAGAGCUUGCAAUUCAUGUUUUAUCUCGCGUAUUGUCUCAGCUUUUACUUAUAUAUCUCUGUUAAUGUACGCUUCGUCCACUCAACUCUGUCUGUCAUUGCUUCACUGUGUACCAGUUGCUGACAACCAAGUUUUGUUUCUUGAUGGUAAUAUAAAAUGUUAUCAAACCUUUCAAUAUUUUCUUCUUGGUUACAUGAUUUCUUCCAUACUUCCUUUCUGUCUUGUCCCUGUUCUCGGUUCAUAUCUUUUAAAAUUUGCUCGAAUUAGCGUUCAACAGUUUUGCAUGGCUUGUAUUUUCCCUCUGCCAUUUUGUUGUUAUUGGAUGUACAUGUUUCUAAAGGACUGGCUUUACCUGAAAAGAUACGAUUCUCUUGAACGGGAUCUUGGUAUACCAGUUGAAGAACAAAGCCUUCAAGGAGUACUAAAUUCUGACGAUGUAGUUCCUUCCAUUAAUGAUAACACUACCUCUAUUCUUCGAGUUCUCGUUGGACCAUUUCGAGCUCAUAAAUCCCUAAAGUGGUUUCAGGGAUGCCCAAUUCCUUGGGAAGGUUUUCUGACAUUUCGUCGACUUGCCAUUAUUAUUGUGCUCACAUUUAUCUAUGAUUAUCGUUUUAAAAUGAUUGUUGUUUUAACACUUUGCGUUGUAAUACUUAUUUCCCACAUGUAUGUUAAGCCUUUCCACAGAAGUCGUGAUAACCUCCUCGAAACUAUAUCUUUAGGGACCCAUGUCGUUCUUUGUGGUCUCACAAUGAUUAAGAGUCUAUGCUAUGACGGAGAAGUCUCAUCCACCACCAAUUCUUCUUUACUUAAAUAUUCCAAUUUGGUCGAAAACAUUGUGGUAAUUUUGCCAAUGGCAAUCAUAUCAUUUGUUGUGUUAAUUUCUCUUCUAAUAAGAAUAAUAUUUGGCUUUCGCUACUGUACGCAGUUCACUUGUCGAUUCAUACUUAGUCUCUAUGAGAGGAAUUGA
Messenger RNA from Paramuricea clavata, 2985 nucleotides. The record is from the annotation of a GenBank genome assembly. NCBI's taxonomy places the organism in Eukaryota, Metazoa, Cnidaria, Anthozoa, Malacalcyonacea, Plexauridae.